AUGCAAAUGCUGCUCAAGGAGCUGGGCUUAGUGAAUCUCGCCAGCUGUGUCUUGGGGCAGGAUGUGUCCCACAGGCUCCAUCAGCAUAUACUCUGGGGCUGCAGCACCUCAUACUUGCUAUGGGAGCUCAUAGUUGGAUGUCCCACAGUAACCACCCUCUCCAUCCCCUUCACAGCCCAAGCCAAGGGGCCAGCCCCCAGCCCUGAGCCCUCUGAGCCUCCUGGUGCUGCGAUGCUGCCCGUGAGCUACCGCCUAUCCAACACCCGCCUGGCCUUCUUCCUCAAGGAGGUGGGGGCCAGCCCCCCGGCCAACAGCAGCACCCCUCUGCAACGAUCCGAGCCCUUCGUCGUCUUCCAGACCAAGGAGCUGCCCGUGCUCAAUGUCACCCUGGGACCCUUUAGCACAGGGUUGGUGCUGCCCAAGGAGCACCUGCAGCCUUCCAGCACCCUGGAAGUCCCCAACCGCCUCACAGUCAACUGGAAGGUGCGCGCCUUCAUCAUCCAACCCCGGUUGGUGGCCAACCAGCCCGUGGUCCAAGUGCUCUUCUACGUGGCCGGUCGGGAUUGGGAUGAUUUUGACGUCACCGAUCGGUUGCCCUGCGUCAGGCUUCAUGCCUUCCGCGAUGCCCGCGAGAUCAAGAGUUCGUGCCGGCUGCGGGGCAGCCUGGCCACCUGCCUGGUGCAGGCUGAGCUGCCUCACGCCUGGUUCCGACCCGCCGCUGUGCCGCUGGGACGCAGGAAGGGCCCUGAUGGCAUGGAGGUGCCAGGUGAGAGCCAACAGGUCGAGCUCUACUACACUCUUCACGCCCCCGAUGGGGCCGGACAGUGCCUUGGGGACACAUCGGCAUCAUCCCCUCGUCGAGGGAGUGGAGGGGCAAGGACUGAGGGUCCCACGCAGCACCCACUGUUGCGUAUCGGGAGUGUCAGCCUCCUGCAGCCUCCCCCUGCACAGCCCAUGCAGGAGCAUCGGUUGGAUGGCAAUGUCUUCAUCCGCCUUCCUGACCGGCCUCUGAAGCCGGGUGAGGUGCUGAGCAUCCUGCUCUACCUGAUGUCCAACUCCACGGUGGAGCACUUCACCCUCAGGGUGAAGGCCAAGAAAGGUGUCAACCUGCUCAGCACCAAGUCGAGGAGCGGGCAGUGGCUGGUGAGCUCGGAGCUGCUGACAGGUGGCAAACACUCCACAGCCACCGUUGACGUGGCCAAGGUGGAGGGCACCAGGCCCAGGGAUGGAGAAUCCUCCUCUGAGAUCAUGCAGCUGGAUUUCGAGAUGGAGAACUUCACCAGCCAGUCGGUGACACGCCGCAUCAUGUGGCACAUCGACUACCGGGGCCGUAACCCCCCUCCUGACCUGGAGAAGGUGGUGACAGAGCUGACGGUCAUCCAGAGGGACAUCCGGGCCAUUGUGCCCCUGGCCAUGGACACGGAAAUCAUCAACACAGCCAUCCUGACGGGCCGAACAGUGGCCAUUCCUGUGAAGGUCAUUGCAAUUGAGUUGAGUGGUGUUAUCGUGGACGUCUCAGCCAUGGUGGAGUGCAAAUCCAACAAUGAAGACAUCAUCAAGGUCUCCAGCAGCUGUGACUACGUCUUUGUCAGUGGGAAGGAAUCGCGGGGCUCCAUGAGUGCCCGGGUCACCUUCACCUACGAGCACCUCUCUGCCCCGCUGGAGAUGACGGUGUGGGUGCCCAAACUGCCGCUGCACAUCGAGCUCUCAGACUCACGGCUGAGCCAAGUGAAGGGCUGGAGGGUGCCCAUCCUGCCAGACAGGAGGUCAGUGCGGGACAGCGAGCACGAGGAGGAUGAAGAGGAGCGGAAGCAGAGCCGGGGCUGUGCCCUGCAGUACCAGCAUGCCACACUGCAGGUCUUCACCCAGUUCCACACCACGGCGGCAGAGGGCACGGGGCAGGUGGUCACCAUGCUGGGACCCGACUGGCUGGUGGAGGUUACAGACCUGGUCAGUGACUUCAUGCGCGUGGAUGACCCGCGGGUGGCUCACCUGGUGGACAGCUUCACACUGGCUGGCAGAGAGCCGGGCACCACGCUCUUUAAGGUCGUGUCCCCGCUCAUGGAGGCGGUGUUGGGUGAGACACUGGUGACGGUGGCGGAGGAGAAGGUCAGCAUCACGGACCUGAAGGCCCAGGUGGUCUCCAGCCUCUCACUGUCCCUCCACCCCAGCCCUGGAAAUAGCCACACCAUCAUUGCUCGCACAGCUGCCCAGCAGACCCUCAGCUUUCUCAAGCAGGAAGCGCUCCUGAGCCUGUGGAUUUCCUACAGCGACGGCACCACAGCCCCUCUUUCCCUCUACGACCCCAAGGACUACCACCUGGUGGUGAGCAGCCUGGAUGAGAAGGUGGUGACGGUGACUCAAGACCGAGCCUUCCCCUUGGUGGUGGCGGAGAGCGAAGGUGUGGGGGAAUUGCUGCGGGCUGAGCUGGUCAUCUGCGAGAGCUGCCAGAAAACCAAGCGUAAGAGCGUGCUCUUCACAGCCCUGGCCAGUGUGCGGGUCCAUUUUGGCUCCGAGGAGGACCCGACCUAUGACUAUGACCACGUUCCCAGCAGACCAGGGCUGGAGACGGGGUCGAGCACCACUCUGCGGGCAGAGGUGGAGAGAAAAGCGGAGCCAAGCGAGGACAGUAGGAUGCCCAGUGCGUCUCACCCCACAGAGGACUUCCCCACCAUCCCCACUGGCUUUGUCCAAGUGACCCGAGGGCUGACGGACCUGGAGAUAGGCAUGUACGCCCUUCUGGGUGUCUUCUGUCUGGCCAUCUUGGUCUUCCUCAUCAACUGCAUUGUCUUUGUGUUGAAAUACCGGCACAAACGCAUCCCACCUGAAGGUCAGACCAACAUGGACCACUCCCACCACUGGGUCUUCCUGGGCAAUGGGCAGCCCUUGCGGGCUCACAAUGACCUCUCCCCACAGCCUGAGAGCCCCGGGAACCCCCUGGAAAAUGUGCAGACCUGCUGCCAUGCGGACCACCAUAGCAGUGGGAGCUCACAGACCAGUGUGCAAAGCCAGGUCCAUGGUCGUGGGGACGGUUCCUCGGGGGGUUCCACACGGGAUCAGAGUGAGGACCCCCUCAACUCGCCCACUUCCAAACGGAAGCGGGUGAAGUUCACCACCUUCGCCACACUGCCCACUGAUGAGCUGGCUUACAACUCCAUCCCCAUCGCCGAUGAGGAGGACUUGGAGUGGGUCUGCCAGGACAUGGGGCUGCAAGACCCCGAAGAGCUUCACAACUACAUCCGCAGAAUCAAAGAGAUCGCUUAACGCAGGGGCAGAGGGGAUGGGGUGGGAGGGAGGGGGCUGCCACGCCGUGCCACGCCACGCCACGCCACGCCACACUGGCUGCUUCCUGGGGCCUGAGACCCACGUUGGGCUCUCUCGCAGGUUCCCUUUUGCACAU
This is a messenger RNA of Phasianus colchicus (ring-necked pheasant), 3400 nucleotides long. NCBI's taxonomy places the organism in Eukaryota, Metazoa, Chordata, Aves, Galliformes, Phasianidae. The record is from RefSeq and is a predicted model, not a curated record.